Molecule: messenger RNA, 372 nt
Organism: Serendipita indica DSM 11827
Lineage: Eukaryota; Fungi; Basidiomycota; Agaricomycetes; Sebacinales; Serendipitaceae
Source: the annotation of a GenBank genome assembly
AUGGCCUCAAAUUCAAGAGCUUCUGUGAUCCCAAUGCGCAUUUCAAACGCUCCUCCAACGUCUAGAGAAGCCGUCCUGGCAAAGCGCCGUGAAUACCUCGCGUUGUGCGCGAUUGCCGAAUACGCCGCACAUUUGGAAAAUAAUCUCAAAGCAACUGCGCAACAGCAAGCUCUGAUGACCGAUGGAGGCGCUGCACUUUCCAAAGCCAUGGGCAAUUGGCUUGUGAUCAUGCGCACCAUUGGCAUGUACUCAAAAGAGGUCGCCGCGCGGGAGGAUCUGAUCAAUGCGGAGCAACCCACCGAUACUACGUCGGAUGACCCAGAAGCUCACAAGCGUAUCCUACUCCGAGUGGAGUUGAACGAGCAGCAGUAA